This is a messenger RNA of Talpa occidentalis (Iberian mole), 733 nucleotides long. It is a transcript of the gene MTPN, whose product is annotated as myotrophin. The record is from RefSeq and is a predicted model, not a curated record. The transcript is spliced from 4 exons. Gene Ontology annotation, molecular function: protein binding. Gene Ontology annotation, cellular component: nucleus; cytoplasm. The coding region runs from base 223 to 579 and encodes 118 amino acids. Gene Ontology annotation, biological process: regulation of barbed-end actin filament capping. Lineage: Eukaryota; Metazoa; Chordata; Mammalia; Eulipotyphla; Talpidae.
GGUGUCCAGCUUCUCCUCCGCCAGGCGGAACCUGCUUUUGGGCCCGGCGACCGCGAGAGAACUUUUUUCCCCCUUCCCAACGGUCGCCGCGGCCAACUGCCCCGCCCGCCUGGCGGCCCGCCCCGCCUUCCCUUCCUCAGCUCCCGGCCCCGCGCGGCCCUGUCUGCUGCUGCCCCCGCCUCCUCGCCGUCUGCCCGGCCGACCGGCGCGCCCGCCGCAGUGAUGUGCGACAAGGAGUUCAUGUGGGCCCUGAAAAACGGGGACCUGGACGAGGUGAAGGACUAUGUGGCCAAGGGAGAAGAUGUCAACCGGACGCUAGAAGGUGGAAGGAAGCCUCUUCACUAUGCAGCAGAUUGUGGGCAGCUGGAAAUCUUGGAAUUUCUGCUGCUGAAAGGAGCAGAUAUUAAUGCUCCAGAUAAACAUCAUAUUACCCCUCUUCUGUCUGCUGUCUAUGAAGGUCAUGUUUCCUGUGUGGAAUUGCUUCUGUCAAAGGGUGCUGAUAAGACUGUGAAAGGUCCAGAUGGACUAACUGCCUUUGAAGCCACUGACAACCAGGCAAUCAAAGCUCUUCUUCAGUGAUGGACGGAUGGACUGACAGCUCUGCAAGAAUGACUCUCCUGUGGCCUCACACUGCUGCCUGUCUGUCUGUCACUCUCUAUCUGCCAGCUUCUUUAGCUAAAUACUUUCAAAGGGGUGAGGGGGGAGAGAAAUUCAUAACAAUUCAGACUUCCAG